Messenger RNA from Cetraspora pellucida, 479 nucleotides. The record is from the annotation of a GenBank genome assembly. Lineage: Eukaryota; Fungi; Glomeromycota; Glomeromycetes; Diversisporales; Gigasporaceae.
CUGCACUCUUUUAUGUUCAUACAUGCAAAGACAAAGACUGCAAACUUUUACCUGAUAACACAGAACACAUUUUCAAAAACAUAUCAACUCAUUACUUUGACAAAUCCUUUGAAACAUUCCCAGCACCUCCAAAAGACAACUCAACUUCUAAAACUACACCAUUUACUCCAGACUAUAUAAUCUUCAAACCAAACCAACAAUAUAUAGCAACCUUCAACAAAACCAUACCACUCUAUACACUUAAUGAACUUGCAAUUAAAGCAGACCAAAAGUUUGAUGAAAUUAACAAUUCAGAAACCAAUUCCAAACAAACUGCUUUUUAUUUCUAUUCUUAUCUUAAAGUUUAUCUAAAUACUACAACUAAAAAUGACAGUAUUUCAGAUCUUGAAUUAAACAAAGCUUUAGAAAAAAUUAUUACAUCUACUAUUAACCCACAUAUUUUAGCACAUAUAAUUCUUUAUUUUCAUAUCCAAAGUUAA